AUGAAGUUUUUUAUUUAUGUCCUACUUUUGUCCAUUUGGACAGAUAGUUGUUUAAAUACAAACCGAAGUGAUAGAUCUUCUCCUACAGGAGCUAAGCACUUUGAAUCAAUGCAGGCCAAAAUGGACAAUUACAGAAGAUGUCUAUUCAUUAUGGUAGUUGGUAUUAUGAGCACAGCUUUUAUCUGUACCUCUUUUUGUUGCCUCCAUUAUAAUUGUUUGAACAAAGAUGUCCCCAAAGCAAAGAUGGUCAAGGAACGUGUAGCUACUAAGUCAUCCAGGUCAUCCAAAAUAUCAUUCAGUACAUACGAGACAGCCAACCUAUGUAUUCCAGAUAAACAACUCAUGCUAUUUGCUAUAGACCACUUAUCUGAGUUAAGUCCAGAGAAGUCAUCCAUAUCAUCCAGUUCAGAAAAUGUAAUCAGGUCCUUGAGUUCAGAAGAGUUCUCUAUACCAACUAGUGCAGAAAAGUAUAUCAAACCAUCAAGCUCAAAAAGUAUGUUCAGGUCAUCUCACCUAGGAAAGUCUUAUAGAAAACACAGUAUAGAUAAAACUACUUCUGAGUCUUGGGUCAAUGGUAUUUCUGAGGUCAAGAGUACAAAAGCUCAAAACCUAUCUUUUCCAUGUGAAGUGAAGCCUUUUUCUAAGUCCUUUAAUAAGGUAGAUUCCAGAGACAAUGCAUUCUAUGGCAAUGUGAGUGACAGUGAUAUGAUGACAUAUGACAGUGAUGACGAGAAUGAGAGGGAAAUAACCAUUUUUUUUGCAACAUAA
Molecule: messenger RNA, 768 nt
Organism: Molossus molossus (Pallas's mastiff bat)
Lineage: Eukaryota; Metazoa; Chordata; Mammalia; Chiroptera; Molossidae
Gene: CUNHXorf66
Product: chromosome unknown CXorf66 homolog
Source: RefSeq, a predicted model, not a curated record